AUGGCAAAGAAGAGAAAGGCUGGCGGAACUGCCCUAGCUCACCGCAGCAAGAACCCUAUUGAGGGCGAAAACUCGAGGUUUGCGGCAGAUGCAAGAUUUGAGAACUCUGAGGAUGAAUUCGAAGCUGGACGAGACCGUGUUUUGCUUGAAGAACGCCCGGAGGUGAAACGCAGGCGGAAGCUGGAAGAAGACGAGCGGUUACUGCAACUAUCAGACGAAGAGGUUCACGGGUACCUAUCCGAGUCAGCAUCGGAGGAUGAUUAUGAUUACGGGGAUGAAGAAGGGGAAGAAGAAGUAGAAAGGGAAGAUAAAAGCGCACAAUCAAAGAAGAAACUCCCGAAGCUACGACGAAGAGAAGAACUGAGUCCUGACCUCCUUGAUGACGGUAAGAAACCGGAGGAAGACGAGGAAGAAGGGAUCACCGCAUGGGGAGUAUUGAAAUCGGACUACUACAAUGCCGACACAAUUGAGACAGAGGGAGAUGCGCUAGAAGAAGAGGAAGAAGCCAAGAAGAUCCAGCUGAAAAAAAUACAGUCCAUGACGGAUGCUGAUUUUGGAUAUGACGAAUCCGAAUGGCUUGACAGUAUGAAAGGGGAUGGGGAAACAUCGAAAGACUCCAUAUCGCAUGGAAAAACCAUUACAGAGCUACUCCCAGAAAUACAGAUACCUGAUGACAUGAGUGUCGAGGAGAGGUUGGAUAUUUUAUCGAAGCGGUACCCUGAGUUUCUACCUCUGUCACGGGAUUAUGCAGAGCUUCAGCCUCGAUACCGAGAACUCUCUGUGGCAGUUGAUGGGCCUCGGAAGACUUGCAAGGAAACCCUGGGUGAGAAGACACCACUGUCCGUUCUGCAAUUCCGUGCAUUAGCUGCCUACCUUGGAGUCAUCAGCAUGUAUUUUGUGCUUUUGACUUCCCCUGCCCGAAAUGGCACUGAAAGCUGUCUAGCCUUACCACCAGCGGAACUCAGAGAACACCCCGUCAUGGAUGCAUUGGUUGCCUGUCGAAAAACCUGGGAACAGGUAAAAGAUUUGCAAGAGAUUGAAGAAGAGCCAUCUGAUAUUGAAAAAGAGGAAGAAAUUUCUAUCAAAAUUCCAGCCAAAAAAUCGUCACUAGACAAACCAUCAAAGGUGGCCAAAGCUGUGAAAAUACCCAAAAAAUCAAAGGCUCAGAGAUUGAUGGAAGAGGCGCAGGCAGUUGUCGAGUCGCAGCGUGCUGAAAAACUCAACCAGACUGAGCUUGGCCUACAGGAAUUAUCUAGGCUGCUGGAUCAGGGAAAUUCGUCAAGGCUAGCUUCGCAGCGUGAGCCACGGCUUCAUGACGAUGACUCCGAUUUUGGAGACGAGACUAGACUUACUGCUCACGAAGUUGCCGAGAAAGCUAAGAAGAAGAAAUCACUACGCUUUUAUACCUCCCAGAUUGCCCAAAAAGCAAACAAGCGCGAUGCUGCCGGUAGACAUGCUGGUGGAGAUACAGAUCUACCAUACAAAGAACGAAACAAGGACCGUCAGGCUCGUCUUAACGAGGAGGCACAGAGGAGAGGACGCAUGGAAGCAAAUGAGAACGAGCGCCUUGGCGGUGAUACUGAUGAAGAUGACUAUCGGAUGGCAAGAGAAGUUCGCGGUGAGAUGGAUGGUUCUAACAGCGACAAUUACUAUGACAUGGUUGCCUCUCGUCAGAAGCAAAAGAAAGCUGACAAGAAGGCAUUAUUUGAAGCGCGUGCCCUUGCUGCUAAGGAGGGUGGCCGUGUGGAGAUCCAAGAGGAGGUUGGCCCUGAUGGCAAACGUGCCAUCACCUAUGCUAUUGAAAAGAACAAAGGAUUGGCACCAAAACGAAGUAAGGAUAUGCGAAAUCCUAGGGUGAAGAAGAGAAAGAAGUUUGAGGCCAAAAAGAAGAAGCUUGGAAGCAUGAAGCAGAUCUACAAGGGUGGUGAAGGUCGUGGUGGAUAUGGCGGAGAGUUGACGGGUAUCAAGAAGAAUUUGGUAAAGAGUGUAAAAUUAUAG
This is a messenger RNA of Trichophyton rubrum CBS 118892, 1998 nucleotides long. RefSeq lists its product as uncharacterized. NCBI's taxonomy places the organism in Eukaryota, Fungi, Ascomycota, Eurotiomycetes, Onygenales, Arthrodermataceae. Gene Ontology annotation, cellular component: small-subunit processome; nucleolus. The coding region runs from base 1 to 1998 and encodes 665 amino acids. Gene Ontology annotation, biological process: maturation of SSU-rRNA from tricistronic rRNA transcript (SSU-rRNA, 5.8S rRNA, LSU-rRNA). The transcript is spliced from 2 exons. The record is from RefSeq and is a predicted model, not a curated record.